Odocoileus virginianus texanus is the source of this 1152-nucleotide messenger RNA. The record is from RefSeq and is a predicted model, not a curated record. Lineage: Eukaryota; Metazoa; Chordata; Mammalia; Artiodactyla; Cervidae.
AUGGAGAGAGGGCUGAACCCGCCCGAAGGCGCCCCGAGCCCUGCGUGGGGCGGGCCGUUCUGGGCCGGAGCCCUGAGGGAGCACAGGCCAGCUGGGAGCACCCAGGGGUGCCUGAGAAGGCAGCUAAGGCCUGCUCCAGGUCCUUCUCACCGAAGCCCUGGCCACUCAAGUCCAGCUCCCGCAGACUGUGACACCACUUCUGGAACCAACUACCCAGAGCUUCUAGAACCCGGCGCCGCGCAGCCUAGACGGCCACCUGGUGUCGCUCCCCUGUCUUCGUCUCAGAGCUCCUGCUCCUUCCUGACCGCGGCCCUGGAGGCAUUAUUCUCCCAGGCCCCGAAGGGCCGGAUCAGCGGCCUGCCUACGACCUCUAGCGGUAAGCCCUUCCAGCUCUGGGCCCAAGGACUCUUCUGCACCGAGCGCAGCCUCGCCAGGCGCCUCAAGAACAACAGUUUCUACCCGUUCACGCAGCAGCAGCCCAACGUCUUCGUGCUCGAGUACUACCUGGACACGCUGUGGAAGGGGACGCUGCUCUUCAUAGUCUGCAUCUUGCUCAUCAGCUUCGGCCUCGUGAGCGAGGUGCAGAAGCAGGAGACCUGGGGCUUCCCUGCCUACGGCGUGGGCGUGGGCCUGUGGCUUAUGAUCUCGUCGCUGCCGCGGCGCCGCCUAGUGCUGAACCACGCGCGCGGCGUGUACCACUUCUCCAUCCAGGGCCGCACCGUGUGUCAGGGCCCCAUGCACCUGGUCUACGUGCGCCUGGCGCUCAACUCGGACGCCUACCGAAGGUGCUUCUUCCAGCUGGUUCUGUGCGGGCACAAGCUGGAGCCUCUAGUGCUGGUGCAGCUGUCGGAGCGCUACGAGCAAAUGGAAUACCUGGGCCGGUACAUUGCCAGGAAGCUCAACAUUAACUACUUUGACUGCCUGGCCAUGUCAUACCGGCACGUGGUCCGCCACUGGCCGCUGGGGACCGCCUUCAGCCCGGGCAUCGUGCUGCGCAAGACCGGGGCCUACGACGGGGGGAACCCUCAGUGGGACCCAGACGUGUGAUGCUGCCAGCAGGCACCCACCCCUCUCCCACCCCAAGAGGCGUUCUGCCUUCCCCUCCAAUCCCCCGCCUCCACCCUACCACUGGCCUUCUCAAUAAAGCAACCU